AUGGUGACAGAGGAGCCUGUCCGCAUGUACCGUGGCAUUGAAGAGUCCGGGGAAGGUUCUGUCGAGUUAUGGCACGACUACUUCAGUGUACCCCAGUGGUCAGACGGCCUCAAGGGCAACAUUCUGCUGAUGAUACAUGAGAUCUUUCAUCAGGCGGAUGUUACAGUCGUCUACCUGUAUGAUGUUUUACCGAGGCUAUUCAGCCAGAUCACAAAGGGAAGAACCUCAAUGGAGCGUCUGUCGGCCAUCACCGGAGUUUGCAAGGCUCGCUGGUUCAAACGCAUGUGGACGGCCAUGGAGUUCGUACGCAGCAGAGCCGUCAGGAUUAUGACUGCGGACUAUCACCUUACAAAAGAUACAGGCGAUCCUAUGUUGCUUCAGACACUUGAGACUCAGUUCUACGAAGAAGUUCAAGAGCACUUUGGGGGCAACGUUUAUAGGGUCCAAGAUGUGGUCCACAUGGACGCUGGAAACCUGAUACCAUGGUGUCUCGGCCCUCUCAGAGAAACUCGGUCGUCCCAGCCCGCCAUCUUCGGAAUGGCGUUCUCCUUGCUAUCUAAACGACUUUACCGCGAGGAUACCGACUUCUUACAUGCCCUCCGAGGCAUCACGGGAAUUCGGCAAGAGCCUUCCACCAGAGACUUCUAUGAAGAGCUGCUUUGGGUAGCUAAGGAGCGCCUUUUGGCCGGCGACUACAGCCCUCUGCUUAUGACUCCGAAGUUGGUCAUAUACGAUCGGCGCUUGGAUCCGAACGAGGCAUAUAAUUUCAACGACCUGUGGACGUGGGAUUUUGGGGAUCAGGUCAGCCCACCUACUUAUGGUCGACCUUCGCUUGGGUCACAGGACCAUACACUUUGGGCCAAGCUCGAGACGAUUGGUCUUGUUCAGAUGAUAUCAGAGCCUGUUGGAUUUGGUAAUGAUGUGUGGCACCUCAAGUCGUCUAUUGACAUGACCCUCACCGUUACGGGACCUGACUUGGAACCUUUCGUGGAGACUUUGGGAUCAAGGAUUUACGGAGCAGAUAAGCACGCCAUCAUGAAGCAUCUCAAAGACAACGAUCUCGUUGACCCAAUGAAGGAAGCUCUUCUAGUACAUCAUGAGGGAUGCCGGCAAUGGAGGGGUUGGUGGGUGAAGUCUCUUGGGCUAAGUGGCGACGACAUCAUCCGGUGGUUUGCCGAUGCCCUUACAUUGACCAAGCCUAUCGAAGGUCUGGGCCAGACUCACAUGUAUUCCGUCGGUGGAAAGUUUGGCCCGAUGCACUGUGGCCCUCACAUGUACUUUGCGACGAUUUGCUGCGAGCAUUGCCACAAGACAGCGCUUUUCCGCGUUGGUCUAUUUGCCCCUAAAUAUGAAGCUCGCGGGGCUAGGGCGUGGAGAAUUCCAGGACUACAGUACAGCAUGUCGCAUCACAACGGGAUGGCGUUCUUGGAGAAAGACGGCCGGAUUGUUGGUCGGAUGAUGUGGGCGACUCCAGCUUGCAAUUGCCGGAAGGCAGAGGUUGUUGAGUUGCAUAUGCCCCAAAUCCCUGACCCGAGCAAGUACCCCAAGUGGGAGAUGUGA
Messenger RNA from Colletotrichum chrysophilum, 1560 nucleotides. RefSeq lists its product as uncharacterized. Lineage: Eukaryota; Fungi; Ascomycota; Sordariomycetes; Glomerellales; Glomerellaceae. The transcript has a single exon. The record is from RefSeq and is a predicted model, not a curated record. Bases 1 to 1560 code for a protein of 519 amino acids.